Girardinichthys multiradiatus is the source of this 2344-nucleotide messenger RNA. It is a transcript of the gene las1l, whose product is annotated as LAS1 like ribosome biogenesis factor. Gene Ontology annotation, molecular function: endonuclease activity. The record is from RefSeq and is a predicted model, not a curated record. Lineage: Eukaryota; Metazoa; Chordata; Actinopteri; Cyprinodontiformes; Goodeidae. Gene Ontology annotation, biological process: maturation of LSU-rRNA; maturation of 5.8S rRNA. Gene Ontology annotation, cellular component: Las1 complex; preribosome, large subunit precursor. The coding region runs from base 105 to 1796 and encodes 563 amino acids. The transcript has a single exon.
CGCAGCGCUGUAAUCUGUGUGUUCAGUUUCGUCCGGGUCAGGUGCCAGACCUGUCAGUGUCGAGUGAAGCCGCUCUUUGGUCCUGCAGUUCCUCCGCCGCUGGAAUGAAGAAAGGCAGCUUGGAGAGAAGGCGCCAUGUGGUGGCCUGGAUCAACAAGGCGGAGUGGGAUCAGGUAAUGGACUAUCUCUAUUCCAAGGAUCCCGCCCUGCAGAGGUUCGCUCUGCAGAGGGUGUCCGCCUGGAGGGGGAGGUAUGCCCACAGCACUCCCGUGGCUGUGGACUGCACGGCCGACCUAGUGCGGUGCCAGGUGCUGGACCGGUCCGGACAGCUGGACGGAGACGAUCUGGUCUUGCUUUAUGGGGCGGCACUGGUCCGGUUUGUGAAUUUGAUCACUGAGAAGCAGCAGGGAAGGAAAGCCCGGCCCCUGAGGCGGCUGGCCGGGAAACUGAACAUCCCGGAGUGGGUCGUGGACCUGAGGCACGACUUCACCCACAGAAAGCUGCCCACCCUGAAGUGGUGUCGGAAGGGAUGUGAGGUGGUUCUGGAGUGGCUCCAGCAGGAGUAUUGGUCCAAGCAGUUGGGAGGGGGUGCUGAUGAGGACUGGGAGUCGCAGUCCGAUGGAGAGGAUGAGGAUGCUGACCUGAAGCGGCAGGAGGAUGAGCUGCUGACCAGGCAGAAGGAGACAGAAGCCUACAAGGCUGCCCGGGACUUCCUGAUCUCCUAUGAAAAUGAACAGUACAAGUGUUUGGACGGGAUUCAGGAAGACAAGUGGCUGUCUCCCUUUGCAGACAUGAGCUGGUUACUGGGUGAGAUCAAGCAGUUUUCUUUGGAUUCCAGUGAUCUGCUAGUGGAUGUGUUGUUGGAGGAUGGGUUUCUGGUUCCAACAGCCGAACAGCUGGAAACAUUAGGCUGUGACCUUUCUGAGAUCUCCAGCCCGUCUGAACCAAGAAUCCCUCAGAUCUUCCUGCGGUUCUGGCUACCCCUGCUGAAGAUGCUCAAUUCAUCCUCAUUCGUCCACCUGUUUCUGGAGAAGCUCUUUAUGGAGUUGAAGGUGCUGACCAACGAGCAGAAAGAUCACAGGGUGUUCUACAUUUCUGCUUGGGCCUCAGAGAUCAUCCUCUGCAACAGUAACAGGUUCGAGUACCGUUUUGAAAGGAAGAUGCAGAAGAAGGCCCGGAUGAACUACAGGAUUUUCGUGAACCGCAUCCAGCUGCGGUGGCAGCAGCUCCUCACAGCCUGUCUUGAUGCUCCCUGCAUCUGCACACCUCACCUGCUGCAGUUAAUCCUGGAUGACAUGGACCAUCCCCUGCCUCAGGAAACCCAGCAGAAACUGCUUCAGCUCUGCUCCAUCUACACGCAGACCUCAGACAUGGAUUUUAGCCUUUCCAAGGAGCAGAAAAAUCAGCCCAUAUACACUCUGGAGAGUUUGCAUGAGAAGCAGCACAGUCAGCUGAGGCGCAACUCUGAGAGGAGCGAGUCGUCCAACGACAUGAAAUGGGCGGAUAUUCUGUCUGAAAAAGCAAAGUUGCUGAGAGGUUCUCCAUGGCAGGUGUGCUCUGAUAAAGUCUUAUGGAAGAACUAUCCUCUCGGUAAGGUUCCUGGACAGUCAGACGAUCCAUCGUGCCUCAUGACGGAAACUUAUUCAAUGAUGAUGGUCUCUGAUCAGCCGGUAGAUCUAGAGGGCAGCAGGAGGCAGAACGCCCAGGGGGUCUCUGGACCCGCUAGAACCGCAGAAGGUCUCCUCUGGAACCAAAGUGAUGUUAACAGACUAAAAUCUGGACUCAAGCUGUUUUAAGUUGUGUUAUGAAGCAGAGAAACAAGCUGGAAAGUAUGUUCAUUUCUAGUCAGUCACCGUAUAGCUGCAGGCGACAGUUCGAUUCAUCAUUAACUGAUUUUGCUGACCCGAUUUGAGUUGAAGUGCCACAUGCCACAUCCUAAAAUCAACAAAAAUCUUUCAGUUUACCUUUCACAUCACAUCUUCACUUACAAAAUGGUGGAAUUGUUUUAUCCACAUUGAAAAGCCUCCGACUCUGCUACACAGUUAUAAACAUAAUCUGUUUAUGGUAUAAAUGUUACAGCUGAACAAUGUCAGUAUAUCUCGGCAUACUGUGUGGAGAUAUUGAACAUGUUCUUUAAUUAUUCCCUGCUUUGGCUGUGUAGGGAAUUUGACGUUAAAAUGGUUGGUUACUGGUGAUGUGUUCAGUGACUUUUGUAGAGAAUAAAAGUUUUGUUUGUUUUUGUAUUCAGUCCUUUAACAGGAAUAAGAUUUAGUUGAAAACAGAGGGUCUGGUGUAAUUAAUUUUCUUUUUACACUGUGGAAUAAAUUUAGUUUUUUCUAUACAA